CAUGGCCUUCCCCUCCAAAACACCAAACCCACUCGCAACAACGGAUAACGCUCUCUUCCUUCGGCUCCUCCCCUCUCGCUCCUAUCCUCUCCCCUCCAAUGGCGACCGCCAUUUCCUCUCUAGUAACUCCUCCGACCCUCCACCGCCGCUGCCUGGGCCCUGCCUGCGUCUCCGUCUCCGUGUGCACCCCUAUCCGCAUCUCCUUCCGGCCCGCCGCCGCGCCUCAGGUGUCGCGCCGGGGCUCGGCGCUGCGGGUGUCCGCCUCCUCGGCGGUGCUCGAGGCGCCAGAGGCGGUGGCGGCGCGGAAGCUCUACGUGGGGAAUAUCCCCAGGACCGUUACAAACGACGAGCUCCGCGACAUGUUCGCUGCGCACGGCACCGUCGAGCGGGCCGAGGUUAUGUACGACAAGUAUACGAAUCGCAGCCGGCGGUUUGGGUUUGUCACGAUGAGCACAGCGGAAGAGGCCAAUGCUGCAGUUGAGGCUCUCAAUGGGACUGAGGUUGGUGAUAGAAAAAUUAAAGUGAACGUCACAGAGAGCUUCUUACCGAACAUUGACCGAUCAGCACCAGAACCAGAGGCUCUGUUUGUAGAUAGUCAGUACAAGGUUUAUGUUGGUAAUCUUGCGAAGACUGUAACAACCGAAGUUCUUAAAAACUUCUUCUCCGAAAAGGGGAAUAUCCUCAGUGCAACAGUCUCCCACAUUCCGGGGACCUCCAAGUCAAAGGGGUAUGGCUUUGUCACAUUCUCUUCUGAGGAAGAAGUUGAAGCUGCUGUUGCUACUUUCAAUAACGCGAUGAGUUAGAAUUACAUCAUCUCAACUACGUCAACUGGUGCCAUAUUGUUCUGACAUAUCAUUCCCACAGAAACUUAUUUGCUGAUAUUAAUAACAUUGCCCGUUCUUCAACCGUACUUCAGCACACAUCAAGACCAUAAUCUCCUAUAUUUGCUAUUCAAAAGAUUUCUGAAGCCUUGAAAGUUGGCAUGCUUUUGAUAUCAAACUUUGGAACAUAACCUGUCGCUAAUGUUUUAUAUUGUUCUACAAUUAAAUGUGGUGUCAGGAAUUGGAAGGACAACUCAUUCGUGUGAAUAGAGCUUAGAUUAGCAGAAAUUUGCAGGGGCACCGGAGGAGGGGGAAUAUCUUGGCGAAUACAUGUAGUAGGAGGGAUGUUUUGAGGCUAGAUUUUGAUAACAAAGUGAUCAAGACCUUCAAUGUGAUUUCGAUAUGUCAUACAAUUUUUGUACCAUAACAGUAUAUUUUUCUUAACGGCACUUCUAAAUGAUAACAUAAAGGCAGUAUGGUUUCAGUUAUAUAGUAUGUUUGUUUAUUUGAAACGAAUUCUACACCAUGUACAUUCCAACAUUAAUGUUGUCAGUUCAAUCCCUGACUUUGUCAAA
Zea mays is the source of this 1396-nucleotide messenger RNA. RefSeq lists its product as uncharacterized. The record is from RefSeq and is a predicted model, not a curated record. Gene Ontology annotation, molecular function: mRNA binding. Lineage: Eukaryota; Viridiplantae; Streptophyta; Magnoliopsida; Poales; Poaceae. Gene Ontology annotation, biological process: chloroplast rRNA processing. Gene Ontology annotation, cellular component: chloroplast thylakoid membrane. The transcript has 4 exons. The coding region runs from base 99 to 803 and encodes 234 amino acids.